AUGAUUCCAUUACUGUUUAUACUUUCUUCAGGACAAGUCUUUCGCGUAACCAGUCAGGAUAAUAGCAAACCAUAUUAUGGAGUACCACUUGGUGCUGUUCAUUACAGUGAUUGUAAUACACAAGCGGAAGCAUAUGCUGCUAAUGAAUAUACCAUCAUUUUUCAUCAUUUCACACAUCGACCACGUCAACUAGGAUGCACUUCGAUGAUAAUUGGACCACCACGAACGACUGAUCGUCAUACAGUUGAUGGUGGUAUUUUCUUGUCAAUCUCACAACCUAUGGUAUCAUCGAUAUCCAGUGCUAGAAGACGUUUAACUCGUCAAGUUCCCUUUACUAUUUUUGGAAUGCGCAAUUGGCCUGUUGAAUUUGAUCAUCUUGAACUGCGAAAAGAUGGUAAAGAGCCGAUACCAAGCCAGCAAAAAGAUCCGUUUGCGGGGAUUGAAAUUGAUAUGAAUUCAUCGGAGGAUGUUACCCCAAAACCGAAAGAGAUCCAUAUUGAAAGAAUCAGCAGUCCUGAAAUUGCAGAUUCAUCAAAAGCAACAUCAACGACAACCAAUAUCUUUGGUAGCAGUGAAGUAUCGAUAAGAAUUCGCGAUGAAUUUGAACAAUUAAAUCCCAUCACCGAUAGCAUCAUUGCAAAUACAGAUACAACAACUAUGAUUAACAGUAAUUGA
This is a messenger RNA of Loa loa (African eye worm), 675 nucleotides long. RefSeq lists its product as hypothetical. The record is from RefSeq and is a predicted model, not a curated record. The coding region runs from base 1 to 675 and encodes 224 amino acids. The transcript has 5 exons. NCBI's taxonomy places the organism in Eukaryota, Metazoa, Nematoda, Chromadorea, Rhabditida, Onchocercidae.